AUGACGAUAAAAUCGUUUAACUUGGUGGUAAAAAGUGAGCUGAAAAUUUCGAUGCGCAUGUCAAGUUCGCUGUCAAAGUCUUUUGUUUUCGCAGGUCCCAAAUGGGGCAUUCGCCACCUGCAGGUGCUGUUCCUCUUCACCUGCGCCACCUUGACCGUGGCCCAGAGGUUCAACAUGAGCGUGGCCAUUGUGGCCUUCACCAAUGCCAAUAGCAGUAACCCAAAUUAUCCGGAAUAUAAGUUGACGGAGCAGCAGAAGUCGUAUACGAUAAGUAGUCCCUUUUGGGGGUCGUGUUGCACCCAAAUGAUGAGUGGCUAUCUGUCGAGUCGCUUUGGAGCCAAGAUGCUGCUUCUGGCCAUCAUGCUCCUCACCGCCCUACUCAGCAUUGCCACGCCCAUCGCCUUGGCCUGGGGCGGCUGGCAGCUGCUCUUCUGCGUCCGCUUUGUCCAGGGACUCUUCAUGGGCGGCAUGUGGCCCUGCCUAUACACCCAUCUGGCCAAGUGGUGCCCCAAGAAGGAGGCGAAUCGACUGGGCGGCGUCAUGACGACGGGCCUGGAUUGCGGGACCAUAAUUGGAUUUGCCUUGAGUGGUGUGCUGUCCGCCUCGCCACGUUGGCCCAGCACCUUUUAUGUGCCAGGUUAUUUGGGAAUUGUUUGGUGCCUUCUUUUUUUACGUUACGGUGCCAACAGUCCAUCCGAAUCAAGAUUCAUUUCACUGGCGGAGCGCAAACAUAUUCAAUUGGCGCUGGAGCAGAAUAAGGUGAUUCGGGGUGAGACUCCUCCAGUGCCCUGGCUCCAAAUCCUUACCUCGCGUCCAUUUAUCGUGUUGGCUUUGUGUAAGAUGAGUCAGGCAUGCAGCUUCUACACGCUAAUGCAGCAAAUACCGCGCUACAUUCACGGCGUUUUCCACUACAGUAUUGCAGUCAAUGCUCUGCUCUCCGCACUGCCCUUCGUCGUCAUGCUGAUGUCCUCCUACGGAUUUAUUUUCCUGGCUGAAUACUUGACCAGAUAUCGAGACAUUCCGUUACCCAUUCUGCGAAAGACCAUCAAUUCAUUCGCCACCUGGACACCGGCUGUAGCCUUGGUGAGUCUGUCCUACGUCAGCGACCAGAAUGUUGUGGGCAGUAUGUGCUGUCUGGUCGCAGCAACAGCUGCCAUUUCCGGACAGGCUAUCGGAAGUUCCCUCAACCACGUGGACUUGUCGCCAAACUUCGCCGGACUGCUAUUUGGGAUCAGCAACACCUUGAUGUCUGCGGCUGGGGUGAUAUCACCCAUCUUUAUUGGACUGACUGUUACCAAUGAGUCGGAUCGCAUGCAAUGGCGAUUUGUUUUCCUUGGUAUCUCCGCUAUUCUUUUCCUGGGCAACUUGUUCUAUUUAAUCUUCGGUCGAAUGACUGUCCAGCCGUGGAAUGAUCUCCUGCCCAAAGAAACAGCAACUGAAGCAUCACCAAAAACAUUGGCAACUGCCACAACACCUGACGAAACGCUAUCCGUCGAAAAGUUUAACUAUUUGUAAUUGUAUAUUUGUAA
Molecule: messenger RNA, 1529 nt
Organism: Drosophila suzukii
Lineage: Eukaryota; Metazoa; Arthropoda; Insecta; Diptera; Drosophilidae
Source: RefSeq, a predicted model, not a curated record